Messenger RNA from Akanthomyces muscarius, 1755 nucleotides. RefSeq lists its product as uncharacterized. The transcript has 3 exons. Bases 1 to 1755 code for a protein of 584 amino acids. NCBI's taxonomy places the organism in Eukaryota, Fungi, Ascomycota, Sordariomycetes, Hypocreales, Cordycipitaceae. The record is from RefSeq and is a predicted model, not a curated record.
AUGAAGCUACUUCGCAUCAACACCAACGAACCCAAUAUUGAAAUCCGCAACACCCCGAUAUUUGACACGAUUGUCAGAAAUCAAGUCAGCGAGCUUUCCACGCCAAUUGAUGGCAAGGCUUCUAUCCAGACACCAUUUACGCAAUAUGGCUUGCUUGGUGGCAUCUCCCAGAACGACUUCGGCGAAGACGGCUUCGACAGCCAACGGCGAGCGGUAUCCGACCCGCGCCUCUUCUACAAUGUCGCCACACCUUCGAGUAUUUUCAUCUGCGGAAGCCAAGGCUCCGGCAAGAGCCAUUCUCUAAGCUGCUUGCUCGAAAACUGUCUACUACCAUCGGUUGCCAACGUGCUGCCGCGCCCCCUCACGGGCCUCGUGUUCCAUUACGAUACCUUCAACUCCGAUGUGGGCGGCACGCCUUCCGAAGCUGCCUACCUGUCUUCGAAUACAAACGUCAAAGUGCGAGUUCUCUGUGCACCUACAAACCGAGUCAAGAUUGAGAAAGUGUACAGCUGUCUUCCAAACGUUGUCGUCUCGGAUUUUAGAAUUCACGAGUCCCAGCUCAACACGAAGCGCAUGCUCGACCUGAUGGCUAUGGACUCGGCUGCGGGUGAUGCCUGGCCCUUGUACAUGCACACCGUGACGCGCAUCCUGCGCGACAUGCGUCUGGAGCAGCAGCAGCGUCGCGAGGACGAUGGAUUCAACUACGGAGACUUCAAGCGACGUCUGACCGAGCAGCCCUUGGUUGGCGGGCAGCUGGGCCCUCUGCAGCAGCGUCUCGACGCUCUCGAGAGCUUCAUGGUGCCUAUCGAUGCCACCAAGACACGGCUCCAAGGAGGGAACAGAAAGCAUGGCAGGUUUGUCAAGGGUGAAAAGACGGUUGAUAAGACGUGGAAGCCAAAAGCCGGUCAGCUGACCAUUGUCGACUUGUCGUGUCCUUGCAUCACAGACGCGACUGCCUGUUCUCUCUUUACCAUCUGUCUCAGUCUCUUUCUGGAGCAGCAGUCCGAGGUCGGCCGCGUUGUGGCUCUCGACGAGGCGCACAAAUACAUGACGGGCUCCGUCGAGAGCGAGACUCUGACAGAGAGACUCCUCUCGGCCAUCCGACUGCAGCGACACUUGGCAGCACGCGUCUUCAUUUCCACCCAGGAGCCCACAAUUUCGCCCAAGCUGCUCGAUCUGUGCUCUGCCACCAUUGUGCACCGCUUCACGUCGCCCGAGUGGCUCCAAACGCUCAAGGCCCAUCUUGCCGGCGCCUCGGUGCUGGGCGCCAGCACAUCAUCCCGCGGCUCGAGCCACGAUGACGACGGCGACGUCCUCGCGACGCCUGUCCUGCGCAGCGGAAGCUCUGAACGUCUGCUGGCGGAGAUUUUCCGGCAGAUUGUGUCGCUGCGCACCGGAGAGGCGCUGCUGUUUGCGCCCAACGCGGCCGUUGGCGUGCUCAUGGAGCGCGUCGCGCAGGCAGACGACACGAGCUCGUCUGCGCAGUCGUCGUCGGCGAGCGCCGCAACGGACGAUUCGGAAAGUGCGGCGGAAGGUUGGAAGCUGUCUAAGGACUUGCUCUCAUUCAACGAGUACAGCCCGGACGAUGCGGUGCUGAGACCAAAGGUGGAGGGCUUUGUGGCGGCGGCCGUCGCCGCGGCUGCUGCAGCAGAGUGGCGUCCCAAGGAAGCGAUUCGCUUAGGGAGCGGCGUGCUCAAGAUCUUUAUCCGACAGCGUGUUACGCAGGAUGGCGGCCAGUCAAUCAUGGCUGGAUAG